Molecule: messenger RNA, 945 nt
Organism: Moesziomyces antarcticus
Lineage: Eukaryota; Fungi; Basidiomycota; Ustilaginomycetes; Ustilaginales; Ustilaginaceae
Product: eukaryotic translation initiation factor 2 beta
Exons: 2
Coding region: 1-945 (314 amino acids)
Biological process (GO): translational initiation; formation of cytoplasmic translation initiation complex; formation of translation preinitiation complex
Cellular component (GO): eukaryotic translation initiation factor 2 complex
Molecular function (GO): translation initiation factor activity; mRNA binding; translation initiation factor binding
Source: RefSeq, a predicted model, not a curated record
AUGUCCGACGCAGACACCCUCCAGAACGCCGCUUCGGCACAACCCGCAGACGUCCCAGAGCAGCAGCAGGACUCCGCAGACCUCUUUGGCGGCUUGAAGAAGAAGAAGAAGGACAAGAAGAAGCUUGAUCUCGACCUUGACCUCGACGAGAACGACGCCGACAACAAGGAUGCAAACGCAGAUGCCGACGCUCCCGCAGACGACGACGAGCUCAACUUCGGUGAGCUCAAGAAGAAGAAAAAGUCAAAGAAGAAGGUCGCCCUCGACCUCGACGCUUUCGAAAAGGAGAUUGGCGAGGCAGACGACAAUGCAGACGACGCAGACGCCCCCACCAACGACGCAUACGCAGACGUAGACGACGAACAGCUCGGCGACAACCCCUUCGCACAGGACGCAGCAGACGACGCAGACGCUCCCGCCAAGGACUCCUCCAUCGAGGCAUGGCAGGGCACAGAUCGCGACUACACCUACCAAGAACUCCUCGGCCGCGUAUUCAACACCCUCCGCGCACAGAACCCCGCCCUCUCCGGAGACAAGAAGAAAUUCACCAUGGUCCCGCCCCAGGUCGCACGCGACGGCUCCAAAAAGACCGUCUUUGCCAACGUCGUCGACAUCUGCAAGCGCAUGCACCGUCAACCAGAGCACGUCAUCCAGUUCCUCUUCGCCGAGUUGGGCACCAUCGGCUCCGUCGACGGCGCACAGCGUCUCGUCAUCCGCGGCCGCUUCCAGCCAAAGCAGAUCGAAAACGUCCUCCGCAGAUACAUCACCGAAUACGUCAUCUGCAAGACCUGCAAGCGUCCAGAGACAAAGCUCACAAAGGAGAACCGCAUCUUCUUUGUCACCUGCGAAAAGUGCGGCUCCCAGCGCUCCGUAUCCGCCAUCAAGAGCGGUUUCCAGGCACAGACCGGAAAGCGCUCCAAGAUCAGGGCCGCCGCAGGUGCUUAA